Beauveria bassiana ARSEF 2860 is the source of this 1179-nucleotide messenger RNA. RefSeq names its product mitochondrial carrier protein RIM2. Gene Ontology annotation, molecular function: pyrimidine nucleotide transmembrane transporter activity. Bases 1 to 1179 code for a protein of 392 amino acids. Gene Ontology annotation, cellular component: mitochondrion. Lineage: Eukaryota; Fungi; Ascomycota; Sordariomycetes; Hypocreales; Cordycipitaceae. The transcript has 2 exons. Gene Ontology annotation, biological process: pyrimidine nucleotide import into mitochondrion. The record is from RefSeq and is a predicted model, not a curated record.
AUGGCGCAUCCGCAGCAGGUUUUUGCCCCCGGGCGCGACGACCGCCGGCAGACGUUGGGGCAUGCGCACACAUCGGCUGAGCAUGCUGCGCUGGUGCAGUCGCGCGAAACGGGCGACGUUUUUCCCGAGGACACCUUGACACCCAGGGGCCAGGUCAAGGCGCUGCCUUUUGCAAAGUCUUGGGUGCAUUUCUUGGCUGGAGGCAUCGGAGGUAUGACGGCUGCGACACUCACCGCCCCCCUCGACGUCUUGAAGACGCGGCUCCAGUCAGACAUUUACCAAGCGCAACUACGCGCCGCGCAGGCCAUGCAGACCAAGGCGGCGGUGAGGCGCGGUCCCGUCGCGGCCGCCUUCUACCACCUCGGCGACACGCUGCAGAUCCUGCGCGGGGUGCAGCGUACCGAGGGCACCAAGGCGCUGUUCAAGGGGCUGGGGCCGAACCUGAUUGGUGUGGUGCCGGCGCGGGCUAUCAACUUUUACGUGUACGGCAACGGCAAGCGCAUCCUCGCCGAGCGCUGGAACGGCGGCGAGGAGGCGCCGUGGGUGCACAUGCUGGCGGCGGGCGCGGCGGGCAUCGCGACGUCGACGGCCACCAACCCGAUCUGGAUGAUCAAGACGCGAAUGCAGCUCGACAAGAAUGUUGCGCAGCGAGCGAGCGACGCUGCCGGCGCCGAGGUGCGCAGACGGUACCGAAACAGUUACGACUGCGUGAGGCAGAUUCUCCGGGAAGAGGGCGUCCGCGGGCUAUACAAGGGCAUGAGCGCGAGCUACCUGGGCGUCGCCGAGUCGACGCUGCAGUGGGUGCUGUACGAGCAGUUCAAGGCGUACCUGGCGCGCAGGGAGCAGCUGCUGGAGCGCAGCGGCCGCGAGAGGACGGCGUGGGACCGCUCCGUCGAGUGGACGGGCAACUUUGGCGCCGCGGGCGUUGCCAAGUUCAUCGCGGCCAUCCUGGCGUACCCGCACGAGGUGGCGCGCACGCGCCUGCGGCAGGCGCCCGUCGCCGACGGACGGCCCAAGUACACGGGGCUCGUCCAGUGCUUCAAGCUCGUAUGGAAGGAGGAGGGCCUGAUGGGGCUCUACGGCGGACUGACGCCGCAUCUGCUGCGCACGGUGCCCAGCGCGGCCAUCAUGUUUGCCAUGUACGAGGGCAUCCUGCGCCUCUGCAACACGCCGGCCUAA